This is a messenger RNA of Striga hermonthica, 969 nucleotides long. The record is from the annotation of a GenBank genome assembly. Lineage: Eukaryota; Viridiplantae; Streptophyta; Magnoliopsida; Lamiales; Orobanchaceae.
AUGGAAAACUUCGUUUCGGAUGCUGAUAUGGAAAAUGUAAUGCAAGAGCUAUCUCGGGGUCGGGAGCAAGCCAUGCAACUGCAGAGCCACCUCGUCAACUCUCGACCCUCCGAAAAUUACGAUCCUUUGAUAGGGAAAAUAAUCCAUUCGUACGACCAGGCGAUCUCCAUGCUCGGAAACCGCCGUCCCUCGGCAGUCACGAACCAGGACUCGCCGAGGUCAGCCGCCAGUGACGACUCGGAUCAAGCUGAGCCCAAUAGAGAUCAUCCACCAUAUGGGAGAAGAAUGAGUUCUGCAAAGUGGACACAAAAGGUGAAAGUGUCACUGGAAAUGGGGAUUGAGGGACAACUGGACGAUGGUUUCAACUGGAGGAAGUACGGCCAGAAAGACAUUCUCGGAGCUAAAUAUCCCAGAGGGUACUACAGAUGCACCUACAGGCAUGGGCAGGGCUGUUUGGCUACAAAACAAGUUCAAAGAUCCGACGAGGACCCGACCGUUUUCGAAAUCACGUAUCGGCGGCAGCACACAUGCAACCCACGUGCAAACUCCACUAACAUCACUAAUCCGCCCACAACACAGCCCAGCCCACAAAACCAAGACCCAAGCCCAGCAACCCAAACCCCACACCUCUUAAUCGAAGGCCCAUCAUCAACCCAGCAAACCCAAGUCACAGCCCAAGAAUUAGGCACUAAUGAAAACCCAUUUAACUUCAACGCAUUUACUUGUUCCGAAAAUGACUCCAUUUUCUCGGGUUGUGACAACAUCUUAGGUAGUUCAUCCGGGUCGGGUUAUUUCACUAACACUAGCUAUGGAGAAUUUGCCCAAAACUUGCCCAAUACGGAUUGUGAGCUGAGCCCAAUUGUUGCGCCGACGACUUCAAGCUCUUCGACUUUCGGGUCAAACUAUCCUUACGGAUCUUAUGGAUACGGGUCGAAUUUUAGCUUUGGAGACCCGAGUUACUACCCGUGA